AUGAUUGAGUUGCUCAAAGGCGAUACCUCCAAUGGAGUUUCAGUCCUUUCCAUCGUCGGCAUGGGAGGGAUGGGUAAAACAACUCUUGCUCAGCUUGUUUAUAAUUAUGCCACCAUCAACCAGUCUUUUGAUCUCAAGGCCUGGGUAUGUGUUUCUGAUAAUUUUGAUACAAUUGCUAUAACAAAGCAUGCAUUGAAAGCAAGAAAUUUCAAUGGGCAUCGCCAGUUCAAAGAAAUUGGAGAGAAAAUUAUUAGAAGGUGCAGUGGCUUACCUUUGGCUGCAAAAGCUAUUGGAAGCUUGCUACGCACAGUUAAAUAUUAUCGAGAAUGGGGAAGAAUAUAUGAGAGUGAGAUAUGGAACUUACGAGAAGAGCAGUGUGGCAUAAUUCCAGCUUUGCGAUUAAGCUACCAUCAUCUUCCGUCAUACUUGAAACGAUGUUUUGCAUAUUGCUCCAUACUUCCUAAAGAUUAUGAAUUUGAAGAAGAAGAAAUUAUCUUGUUAUGGAAAGCAGAAGGUCUCUUGCAACAAAAAGCUAUGCCUCAAGUUAAAGAUAUUGGAAAUCAAUAUUUUCGAGAUCUAGUGUCGAGGUCAUUUUUUCAGAUAUCCAGUAAAGAUGAGCCCCGAUUUGUAAUGCACGACCUUAUCAAUGAUUUAGCUCAAGUAGUUGCAGGAGACAUAUGCUCCAAACUGGAGGGUAAUAUGCAAAAAAAGUUCUCAAAUCGCACUCGACAUUCUUCUUAUAUUAUCAGCAACUAUGACACAGUGAAGAAGUUUGAAGCAUUUGAUCAAAUGUCACUCUGUAGGCCUUAUUUAACUAAUGAUGUUUUGGUUGAUUUGUUGCCAAAACUUGGCUACUUAAGGGUGCUUUCUUUGAGUGGGUAUGCCAUCAUUGAGUUGCCUGAUGUUUUUGAAAAUUUAAAACAUCUUCGCUACUUAAAUUUUUCUCACACCCAAAUCAAAUGGCUACUUGAUUCUUUGUUCACUCUUUAUCAUUUGGUAACUUUAUUAUCAGAAGAUUGUUCCAAACUUCAAAGGUUACCUUCAAAGAUGGGAAAUCUUGUGAACUUGCAUUAUCUUGAUAUCAAAGGUGCCUACUUAAUAGAAAGGAUUCCUUUUAGAAUUGAUAAGCUAACGAAUCUUCAAAGGUUAUCAAAUUUUAUCAUAGGGGAAGGUGAAGGACAUAGUAUCAGAGAAUUGAAAUAUUUGUCAAAUCUCAAAGGUGAUUUUUGUCUUUCUGGGUUGGAGAACGUUAAUGGUGAAGAUGCAAGGGAAGCCAAGUUAAAUGAGAAGUAG
Messenger RNA from Gossypium arboreum, 1293 nucleotides. Its product is annotated as putative disease resistance RPP13-like protein 1. Gene Ontology annotation, biological process: defense response to other organism. NCBI's taxonomy places the organism in Eukaryota, Viridiplantae, Streptophyta, Magnoliopsida, Malvales, Malvaceae. Bases 1 to 1293 code for a protein of 430 amino acids. Gene Ontology annotation, molecular function: ADP binding. The record is from RefSeq and is a predicted model, not a curated record. The transcript has 3 exons.